This is a messenger RNA of Symbiodinium sp. CCMP2456, 162 nucleotides long. The record is from the annotation of a GenBank genome assembly. Lineage: Eukaryota; Dinophyceae; Suessiales; Symbiodiniaceae.
AUGGCUUCCCCGGAUGUGGCCGUGCUGUCGGUGAAGAUUGCCAAGCAGCGCAAACCUCGCCCAGCCCAGCUGCGGAAGGAAGGCAGAAUCGACAACUGUGCCGCCAUCCAGGAGCCAGCCGCACCUCGACAAGUACAGCAAGAAGUUACGAAGCAGAUUGAG